Prunus avium (sweet cherry) is the source of this 618-nucleotide messenger RNA. The record is from RefSeq and is a predicted model, not a curated record. NCBI's taxonomy places the organism in Eukaryota, Viridiplantae, Streptophyta, Magnoliopsida, Rosales, Rosaceae.
CAUCUGCAUCUGGUUCACAUACAGGCCUUUCCUGUUCCCAUUCAUGUUGAAGAGGUCAAAGAUAUUGUUAGUGUAGCGAAAUACAUACUUGUUGUGGAGAAAGAAUCAGUUUUUCAACGAUUGGCAAAUGACCAGUUCUGCAACACAAACCACUGCAUCGUUAUCACUGGACGUGGAUAUCCUGAUAUUUCCACAAGAAGGUUUUUGGGGCUUCUUGUUGAUACUUUGCAUCUCCCUACCUAUUGCUUGGUAGACUGUGAUCCGUACGGUUUUGACAUCCUGUCCACAUAUCGGUUUGGUUCUAUGCAAAUGGCCUAUGAUGCAAAAUUUCUACGGGUCCCUGAGAUACUCUGGCUUGGAGGCUUCCCUUUGGACUCGGAGAAGUACCUACUUCCACAACAGUGUCUCCUUCCCUUGACAGCACAAGACAAGAGGAAAACAGAAGCCAUGUUACGUAGAUGCUACUUACAAAGAGAAGUGCCAAGGUGGAGAUUGGAACUACAAUUGAUGCUGGAAAGAGGAGUGAAAUUUGAGUUAGAAGCAUUGUCUGUGCAUGAACUUAACUUUUUGUCGGCGGUGUACAUACCAUCUAAAAUUCAAGGUGGAGUCUACAUCUAA